AAAAACAGUGGAGAAAGGAACAAAGUUUUAUAUGCUAAAGAAUAUCCUUCUUGGACUUUUCGACGUACUAGAGUCGGACAAAAUACCUGUCUCUAAGCAAGUACGAUCUAUACAAGGUCUGAAUGAUAACAUGAGCUCGACUAGCAGCAAUGCAUCUAGACAUUUGAGCUACGCCGGAAAUAGCAUGGGACAAUCUACUCCAACAUCGAGCCGCCAAGAUAACCCUCCUAGUUUUCUGCCGUUAACCCCAUUACCUACCAAGGAAUCAACGCUGAUGUCUUUAAGCCGAUCUCAAUCCAUAUCAAUGCCGUCAUCGAAUCCAAAUGGUAACGACCGGUACAAAAUCAAAUCCAUUUACUCAAAUGUAUCACCUACCUCCACCAAUGUUCGAAACGAAGUCACCACAGAGUUGGUUGAUUUAGUUCUAAAGUGCUUGCGAAAAAUCGGCGAAGACGAAUCGUUCCUUCCUCUAUUCAAAGGCGUUUUCACAGCUUUGAGUGAAGUGGAUGAAAACAGAUUUACGCGGAAGUUGGAUGGUCGAGGUCGAGAUAUUCUUUUCACUGGGUUGAUUGUUCGCAUGAUUCGAUACCUUACCGAAUAUGUCUCCAUCAUGAUCAUUUGUGACGACGUGCAGUGGGCUGAUUCAGCUUCCAUUCGAGUGCUUGAAACCAUUCACGACGCUUGCCCACGGGCAUUGAUGAUGCUAGCGACUCGUCCCAUCAAAGAUUACAACGUUACUUUCAUCAAGGAGCUGGCUUCUUUUGGUUCGUGCGCACAAAUCACACUGAAUGGAUUGAACGGCGAAGAAAUAGGAGAGAUCAUCAUCAACACCUUUCAAAGUGGAAUCAAGCGUGUUAGCCCGGAAAUCAUUCGUGUCAUCCAGGUAUGUACUUUUUAUGACUAGACAAGUUUCCUUCCCCCAUUUGCG
Messenger RNA from Umbelopsis ramanniana AG, 928 nucleotides. RefSeq lists its product as uncharacterized. The coding region runs from base 32 to 904 and encodes 290 amino acids. The record is from RefSeq and is a predicted model, not a curated record. The transcript has a single exon. Lineage: Eukaryota; Fungi; Mucoromycota; Umbelopsidomycetes; Umbelopsidales; Umbelopsidaceae.